AUGUUCCCCCAGCUGACGGAUCCCGCCGCGAACGAGAGCUGCCAGGACUCCGGCGCGGCGUGCAACAGGAGCGCCGGCGGAGACGCGCUCGAGCUGCCCACCUUCUCCACGGCGGCCAAAGUCCGAGUGAUCAUCACCUUCACCCUGUGCGCGGUGUCGGCCGUGUGCAACCUGGCGGUGCUGUGGGCGGCCAGCAACGGCGGGAAGCGCAAGUCUCACGUGCGGAUCCUCAUCAUGAACCUGACCGUGGCGGACCUGCUGGUGACCUUCAUCGUGAUGCCGGUGGACGCGGUGUGGAACAUCACGGUGCAGUGGCAGGCCGGGGACGUCGCCUGCAGGCUGCUGAUGUUCAUGAAGCUGGUGGCGAUGUACUCGUGCGCCUUCGUGACGGUGGUCAUCAGCCUGGACAGGCAGUCGGCCAUCCUGAAUCCCCUGGGCAUCAGCGAGGCCAAGAGGAAGAGCAAAAUCAUGUUGACUGUCGCCUGGACCAUGAGUGUCAUCCUGUCGCUCCCCCAGAUGUUUAUAUUUCACAACGUGACCAUCACGGUCCCGGAGAACUUCACCCAGUGCACCACCCACGGCAGUUUUGUGCAGCGCUGGCAGGAGACACUCUACAACAUGUUCACGUUCGUGUGCCUCUUCCUUCUGCCUCUGGCCAUCAUGAUCUUCUGCUACACCCGAAUCCUCGUUGAAAUCUCCAGCCGCAUGGCUCGCAGUAACUUGCUGUCUCGAGACGUUCAUCUCCGUCGAUCCCACAACAACAUCCCUAAAGCUCGGAUGAGAACGCUGAAGAUGAGCAUCGUCAUCGUGACGUCCUUCAUCAUCUGCUGGACCCCGUACUACCUGCUGGGCCUGUGGUAUUGGCUGUUCCCUGAAAAGAUGGAGGAGACCGUCUCUCAUUCGCUGACUCACAUGCUGUUCAUCUUCGGUCUCUUCAAUGCGUGCUUGGACCCCAUCACCUACGGCCUGUUCACCGUCCACCUGCAUCAGGGCCUCAGGCGGUGCCGGCAGAGUUCAAACACAAGGACUGAGAUGGAAAACAACACGUGCCUCAUUCAAAUGACUUGCCAGCUGUCCCGCAGGCGGACCGCUUCGGCUUGUCAGACCGCGCACUCGGACGAGCUCAACGACAGCAGCAGCGCAAAGAUCGUCCCAAGUUCUGUUUUUCCGGUCAGCAAAAUAUAG
Molecule: messenger RNA, 1185 nt
Organism: Salarias fasciatus (jewelled blenny)
Lineage: Eukaryota; Metazoa; Chordata; Actinopteri; Blenniiformes; Blenniidae
Gene: gnrhr4
Product: gonadotropin releasing hormone receptor 4
Exons: 3
Coding region: 1-1185 (394 amino acids)
Biological process (GO): G protein-coupled receptor signaling pathway; cellular response to hormone stimulus
Cellular component (GO): plasma membrane
Molecular function (GO): G protein-coupled receptor activity; protein-hormone receptor activity; peptide binding
Source: RefSeq, a predicted model, not a curated record